UCACCUUGUUUUGGAGGAAGUGGUUCCGGUUGGUUGUCUGCUGUGCUCGCGCUCAGACUGAGAAGAUGAACGCGCCUCCCGCCUUCGAGUCGUUUCUUCUGUUUGAAGGAGAGAAGAAGAUCACCAUCACUAAAGACACGAAGGUUCCCAACGCCUGUCUGUUCACCCUGAACAAAGAGGACCACACGCUGGGCAACAUCAUCCGAGCUCAGCUGUUGAAGGAUCCCCAGGUUCUGUUUGCUGGUUAUAAAGUUCCUCAUCCUCUGGAACACAAGAUUGUCAUCAGAGUGCAGACUACGCCUGACUACAGUCCACAGGAAGCGUUCACAAACGCCAUCACUGACCUCAUCAGCGAGCUCUCUCUGCUGGAGGAACGCUUCAGAGUCGCCAUCAAGGACAAGCAGGAAGGGAUCGAAUGAUGCCCCGCCCCCUGAUGAUGUCACAUCCUCUUUGUCCUGGCACUGUGUCUGUCUAAUGUUUAUUUUUAUAAAUAAAGUGUGUGAUGUCACUUCC
Acanthopagrus latus (yellowfin seabream) is the source of this 513-nucleotide messenger RNA. It is a transcript of the gene polr2j, whose product is annotated as RNA polymerase II subunit J. Gene Ontology annotation, molecular function: DNA binding; protein dimerization activity. The transcript is spliced from 3 exons. Gene Ontology annotation, cellular component: RNA polymerase II, core complex. The record is from RefSeq and is a predicted model, not a curated record. The coding region runs from base 66 to 419 and encodes 117 amino acids. Gene Ontology annotation, biological process: transcription by RNA polymerase II. Lineage: Eukaryota; Metazoa; Chordata; Actinopteri; Spariformes; Sparidae.